Beta vulgaris subsp. vulgaris (sugar beet) is the source of this 1120-nucleotide messenger RNA. Its product is annotated as putative germin-like protein 2-1. NCBI's taxonomy places the organism in Eukaryota, Viridiplantae, Streptophyta, Magnoliopsida, Caryophyllales, Amaranthaceae. The coding region runs from base 80 to 826 and encodes 248 amino acids. The transcript has 2 exons. Gene Ontology annotation, molecular function: manganese ion binding. The record is from RefSeq and is a predicted model, not a curated record. Gene Ontology annotation, cellular component: cell wall.
CAUGCCGUCACAUUUAAAAUACAACCAAAAAAAAGUUCGUUAAAAGUGUAUUAGCUACUCAAAUCUUAACUAGUCUUCAAUGGAGAAGACUGAUAGAGCUGGCAAUACUGCAAUCUGGGUCACUGCGGCUUUAUGCAUUGCCUUUGCAAUGAGUUUUGCGACUGAUUUUCCCGUCGCUAACGCCUCUCCCCUACAAGAUUUUUGUGUCGGUGUAGAUGACCCUAAAUCUGCAGCAUUCACUAAUGGAAAAUUUUGCAAGGAUCCAAAGUACGUGACAAUAAAUGAUUUCUUGUACAAAGGGUUUAACAUACCUGGAGACACAAACAACACUCAAGGAGCAAAUGCCACACUAGUCGACAUCAACCUAUGCCCCGCAGUCAACACACUAGGGGUUUCCAUCGCUCGUGUAGACUUCGGACCCUUUGGUCUUAACACUCCGCAUUUUCAUCCUCUAGGUUCGGAGAUGUUCGCGGUGUUAGAGGGCACCCUAUAUGCCGGAUUUGUGACCACUAAAAACAAACUCUACGACACCAUUGUUAAGAAGGGCGAUGUAAUCGUCUUUCCACAAGGUUUAAUCCACUUUCAACUCAAUCUUGGGGAGACAAAUGCUGUGGCAAUUGCCUCAUUUGGCAGCCAAAAUCCUGGACGAGUAAAUGUUGCUAAUAGUAUUUUUGGAAGUACACCACCUAUUUUUGAUGAUGUUCUUACCAAGGCAUUUCAAGUGAAUGAGAACGCAAUUGAGCAAUUCCGAGCUCAGUAUUCGAAAGAUAACGUAACCGAUGCCAAGAGGACGGUUCUAAGGUUGUUAUCUCAGUUUACUUCAUAAAGCUAAUUCAAUUCUUUGGAUGGUGUAGUUGGAGCAAAUUAAGUGGUAAUGAAGGAUUAAUAUGUUGUUUAUGGUACUAUUAUCCUAAUAUAGUGAGCCUUAAGAAUUUUUUUUUAAGGCUAUGCUAAUAUGCUAUUAUUGUUGGGAAAUGUUUAAUUCGCAAUUCUCUUUUGAAGCUAAUAAAUUGGGGAUAAGAUAUCCGCGUACAUGUGAUGACAAUUUUUGUUGGAGUUGUAUAUCACCUAUAUAUAUAAGUUAUGAUGACUUUAAUAAAUGAUAACAUUUCUUAUUAUA